AUAUGAGUGAAGUGAAUCUUCUGCAACACAAAAAAAAUGCAUGUUGUCUUUAAAUCCAGGGUGACCAAACACUUGAAGGCCCUCAAAGCAAAGAUGCCCAGAUUUGGCAUUUUCCCAACGGGGGGUUGUUUUGAUGGAUGCAGGGAUCAUACUCAACAAGCCUCAGGUUUUGGGACAAGGAUCUGGAACCUGUGUGACAAGCCUCUGGAGCUGCAAAUAAGAGUUGGUUCUAUACUGAAAAAAGUUCACACCAUAAAACCAGGCUCUUCAAAGAGGCUGAAAUGCAAGAGCAUAUACAAAGCCUAUAUGCCUGGGGGUGGUGAGAUUGGGAGUGGUGGCAUGAAGAGCUUGCUCUAUUACUAUGAUGAGACUUGCCACCCUUAUGUUUGGAUUCAUGACACUGGUGGUGGUGACACAUUGAGAAUGGUCAAGCAGCAAUAUAUUAGCCUUGAGGACCUCAGAGACUAUUGUGAGAUCAGAAUCUUUAGGGAUCAUCAAAGAGGCUGCAUAUCGGUUCGCAAGAAACCCAGGCCAGAUUUUUCUGCCAGCCACAGACUUUUCUUCUUGUUGAAUUCAACUAUUCAAGAAGGGUUGCUGCCGGCUUCGAGCCAAUUGGUUAACCUAUAUUCAGAUCAUGUCAUUCUAGGUUCAUAUCAGCUACUUGGUCCACACAGCAAACAAGAUUAUGUCAUUCUACAAGGAUUUAAUAGGUCCGCGGAAUUUCCAAUCGUCGCAAAAUGUGUCUGUCGUUUUAUACACAAAUUGAUUCUUCACGCGAACAAAACGCGAUCUUGUUUCUUCUUUCUGCAAACAGUCUUCUUCUACAGUAGCACGGUCCACAGACCAAGUCUCCAAAACCCAUUUUUGUUUUCUUCAUCUCAAUCAAAGUUUUCACCUUCUUCCCCAACCCAUUUCUCAAAAAUGGGGAUUUCAUGGAGUAGCAACCGAAGAAGAAACAGCUAUUAUCAGAACCCACCUCCACAACUACCAUCUCAACCCCAAUACAUCGCAAGUUCUCAUCGCUAUUACUCCUCAGACCAUCCCUCUCUCUCUCCUCCUCCACCACCUCCUCCUCCUCCUCCUCCUCCUCCACCACCACCGCCACCUCCACCUCCACCACCACCUGGUCCUCUGCUUACUUCUUCAUCUUCUUCUUCAUUUUCUUUUUCUGCAAAUAAUAGUAACUACCCAUAUGUCAAUACCGCCACCCCGUACGCUCAACAACCCAGAGGUCCUUAUCCCGCCUACCCUCUUCCUCUUACACCUCCUCCUCCUCCACCUCAAACCCAUUACUGCUAUGGCCACUACAGUUCAUGCAACCAUGCCAAUUCCGCCAUGGGUCGCUUCAGUUACAAUUACAAUUACCCGCCUUAUUAUGCUGCCAAUCAGGCUCAUGGGUGGCCCGCAAUUCGGCCUCCCAUGCCGCCUCCUCCGCCUCACGUUGAGCAUCAGAACGCCAAGAAGGUGAAGAACGAUGUCAACGUGCAUAAGGACACAUUGAGGCUUGAGAUAGAUGAGCUGAACCCUGAUCAACAUUUGGUUUCUUUCGUUUUCGAUGCCAUGUAUGAUGGGAGCAUUACAUUGUUCUACUUUGCCAAGGAAGAGCCAGACUGUAGGUUUGUUCCACUAUUCCCUGAAGCAUUUGUGCCAGUGAGAGUCCCCUUUCAGAAGGGUUCCGGGCAAAAAUUUCGUCAGCCCUCAGGAACAGGCAUUGAUUUAGGUUUCUUUGAGUUGGAUGAUCUUUCAAAACCAUCACCCGGAGAAGAUAUAUUUCCGCUUGUAAUAUCUGCUGAAACAUUUCCACCUCAUUCAACAGAUGAGCAUAUUGUUGAGCCCACCCCAGAUACAUCCCCUCGUAUGCAGAUUACUCAAGCCGUACUAGAAAAGAACAAUGGUGACCAUUUCCAAGUGAGAGUAAUUAGGCAGAUACUGUGGAUUGAUGAAGUUCGUUAUGAGCUACGUGAGAUAUAUGGAAUAGCAAGCUCGACAGUGGAAGGCUUUGAUGACAAUGACCCGGGGAAGGAGUGUGUGAUAUGCAUGACUGAACCUAAGGACACUGCUGUGCUACCUUGUCGACAUAUGUGUAUGUGCAGCGAUUGUGCAAAAGAGUUGACGCUUCAAUCCAAUAAAUGCCCUAUCUGCCGUCAACCCAUUGAGGAACUCAUAGGGAUUGAGAUAAAUAAAAGUCGUCAAUGAAGAUACUUUUUUUCUCCAUACUCUGCGGAUUGUGGUAUGGCUAUUGACUUCUUUUAUGUGUGCUUUCACCUGUUGUAUAAAUGCAUUUUUUAUUUGUUUUGUAUAUUGUAAUUGAUGCGAUGUUUUCUAAUAUGUAUGUGAUUAUCUUACAGAGCUUACUCAAAUUUGAUUCUCCAAGAAAGAACUUUCUUAACCAUUAUACACGUGGUGUGUGUGAGCCACAAGCUUUCUUCAACAGUUUCCUACACAGGCAACUUGUAUAGAACUUCAAAAAACAAAUGACAAGUUAAAAGUGUGGGUCUGAUUUCCUUCAUUACAUUUAAGGAACCUUCUUGUCAAAUUACAUAUUUCAAAGAGAUAGCUGAAAAACUUUCCACCAGAGCUCCUGUUCCCCUAA
Prunus dulcis (almond) is the source of this 2593-nucleotide messenger RNA. RefSeq lists its product as uncharacterized. Bases 37 to 2196 code for a protein of 719 amino acids. The record is from RefSeq and is a predicted model, not a curated record. Gene Ontology annotation, biological process: protein ubiquitination. Gene Ontology annotation, molecular function: ubiquitin protein ligase activity. Lineage: Eukaryota; Viridiplantae; Streptophyta; Magnoliopsida; Rosales; Rosaceae. The transcript is spliced from 6 exons.